AUGAAACCUCAGUCCGCGAAACCCAGCCUUAGCGUCGACGAAGACUCACUGCGCUCGACUUCCACAACGGCAUCAAGCAUUUCACGAGCUAGCGCUCGGAGUUCCAGUGGUUCACAAGUCGAGCAAGGCUGUAUUUACAACAUGAGCGACUGUUAUGAGAGGCUGAGAGCGAUGGUGCCGGAUAUCCCUGCACGAAGAAGAAUGAGCAAGGUCGAGAUCCUCCAACAUGUUAUCGACUAUAUUCAAGAUCUCGAGUCAGCUUUGGAACUGCCGCAUCUACAGACGAACAACUUCGUGAAGGAUUCAACGAACAGAACAGAUAGGGAAAGCCAAGCAGAUGCAAAGAUUGCCAGAAUGACUUGA
Molecule: messenger RNA, 363 nt
Organism: Orbicella faveolata
Lineage: Eukaryota; Metazoa; Cnidaria; Anthozoa; Scleractinia; Merulinidae
Product: DNA-binding protein inhibitor ID-3-B-like
Source: RefSeq, a predicted model, not a curated record